Sinocyclocheilus anshuiensis is the source of this 286-nucleotide messenger RNA. Its product is annotated as SRSF protein kinase 2-like. The transcript has 3 exons. NCBI's taxonomy places the organism in Eukaryota, Metazoa, Chordata, Actinopteri, Cypriniformes, Cyprinidae. Bases 12 to 245 code for a protein of 77 amino acids. The record is from RefSeq and is a predicted model, not a curated record.
CAUCCACAGAGAUGCAUCCGCCGGACAGUGGCGUGGACAGCCCUGGGUUCAGUGAUACAGCGACCACUGAACUAAUAAGCCGUACAGACAGUGAGCACACCUCCUCCGCUGACGAGUGGGUCCAGCAGGGCCCCAAUCUUCCUCCUCUUUUCCCCCCUCAUCCUCCUCCACCUCCACCUCUUCCCAUUUUACCUCCUCAGGAGGAUCCAGAAGAUGUAAUGGGAGUAUUAGAUGUAGCAUCUUAAACUCAAGUGUAGCUGCCACUGUUUUGGUAAUGUUCUUUUUC